This is a messenger RNA of Hyalella azteca, 11786 nucleotides long. Its product is annotated as glutamate synthase [NADH]. Lineage: Eukaryota; Metazoa; Arthropoda; Malacostraca; Amphipoda; Hyalellidae. Bases 220 to 6417 code for a protein of 2065 amino acids. The transcript has 31 exons. The record is from RefSeq and is a predicted model, not a curated record. Gene Ontology annotation, molecular function: FMN binding; iron ion binding; glutamate synthase (NADH) activity.
CCGGCGGCAUCAGUUCAGUCACGGUCAAGCUUUGUUGUGGUGAGGAGCACUUGGCUGCGACUGACUGUUUGGUGACUGAAUUUGCUUUACCAGCGUUGUUUCCCCUAGAAUACUCAAGUGAAUAUUUGUAUUGACAUUAUUAAAUACCCUCCAUAUAUAUUAAAGUUUACCUUAGAAUCCGAGUGUCUUCUUCUAAUUGACAGCAGGAGCGCGACGAGCAUGAGCCUUCCGUGGGAGUACCCUGAGAAGCAGGGCCUGUACGACCCCUCGUACGAGACCGCAGCGUGCGGUGUCGGCUUCGUCGUCAACAUCGAUGGAGAAUCCUCACCUAAGAUCAUCCGCGACGCCGAAAGGCUGGCGUCGCGGAUGAAGCAUCGCGGCGCGUGCGGCUGCGACAACGACACCGGCGAUGGCGCAGGCGUGAUGGUCGCCAUGCCGCACUCCUUCUACCGCUCCAUCCUGAAAGAAGCGGACUUAGAACUGCCAGCUCCUGGCCGCUACGCGACGGGCAUCUUCUUCCUGGAGGAGUCGAGCGUCGUCGAGUCGCAGGGGCAGUUCGAGAACCUGGCCACCGCGCACGGCCUCAAAGUGCUGCACUGGAGGCGGGUGCCCGUGGACAGCAGCGUGCUGGGCAAGGUGGCCAAGAGCACAGAGCCUCUCCAGAUGCAGGUCUUCGUCAUCCCUCCUGAUGAUCUUGACGACCACGCCUUCCACAGACAGGUGUGGGUGCUGCGUAAGCGAGCAUCUCACCGCCUGCCAGCCCCCGGCCGCCGCUUCUACGUGUGUUCGCUGUCAACCACGACGAUGGUGUACAAGGGGCAGCUCACGUCUGAUCAGAUCUGGACAUACUUCCUCGACCUCGCCAGCGCUGACUUCCAGACGUACCUGGCCCUGGUGCACACACGCUUCUCCACCAACACCUUCCCCUCCUGGGAGCGAGCUCAUCCUCUCAGGAUGAUGGCCCACAACGGCGAGAUCAACACGCUGCGUGGCAACGUAAACCUGAUGACGGCGCGUGAAGGCGUCAUGAAGAGCGCCGUGUUUGGCAAAGACUUGCCCACGCUGUACCCCGUCGUCGAGCCCAACCUCUCAGACUCCGGCGCUGUCGACUGCUGCCUCGAGUUCCUGGUCAUGGCAGGCGGCCGCUCCCUGCCCGAAGCGAUCAUGACGAUGGUGCCCGAGGCGUGGCAGAACGACCCUAACAUGCACCCUGAGAAGCGCGACUUCUACCGCUGGGCGGCCUGCGCCAUGGAGCCCUGGGACGGCCCCGCUCUCAUGACCUUUACUGACGGCCGAUACAUCGGCGCCAUCCUCGACAGGAACGGUCUUCGCCCUUCGCGCUACUAUGUCACCAAUGACCGGGUGCUCGUCAUGGCCUCCGAAGUGGGAGUUUAUGACACCGAACCGUCCAAUAUCCUGACGAAGGGUCGGCUGAAGCCUGGCCGUAUGCUGCUCGUGGACACCUUCGAGAAGAUCGUCAGCAAGGACGAGGAACUCAAGCUGCAGAUCGCACGAUCUCGGCCUCACGCCGAGUGGAUCAAAGAACAGAUGUUCACCAUGGCUGACCUCUACGCGGUGCACGAAGGCAGCCUGCCUACGAUGGAGCACCAAACACCCGUCACGUCGCCCACCACCUCCAGCCCCGUGGGUGAAGGCGUCACCAGGACAUAUGGAGGCGACCGCCGCCUGCCUGCCUUCGGCUACACUCUCGAGACGAUCAGCAUGCUGCUGCUGCCCAUGGUCAAGACUGAGAAGGAAGCCUUGGGUUCGAUGGGCAACGACGCGCCGCUGGCGUGUCUAUCCGAGUACCAGCCGCUCAUGUACGAUUACUUCAAGCAGCUCUUCGCUCAGGUCACCAACCCACCCAUCGACCCCUUCAGGGAGCGCAUCGUCAUGUCACUCGCCUGUCCUAUCGGUCCUCAAGCGAACAUCCUGGAGCCGUGCGCCGAGCAGUGCCACCGCCUCUUCCUGGAGAACCCCAUUCUCUCCCUCAACGACCUGCAGGUGCUGAAAGCGACGCGUCACCGCAACUGGUGCUCGCAGAUCAUCGACAUUACGUUCCCUGCCAGCGACGGACCUGCCGGCCUGCAGGCCGCCAUCCAGCGCGUCUGCGACGAGGCCUGCGUCGCCGCCAAGGAGGGCCACCAGAUCCUUGUCCUCUCUGACCGCGCUAUGGGCCCUGACAGGGUUGCGGUGAGCGCGUUGAUGGCUCUGGGCGCCACGCACCACCACCUCAUCGAGAAGCGCCAGCGCAUGAAAGUUGGUCUCGUCCUCGAGACGGGCGAGGCCAGGGAGGUACACCACAUUUGCCUGCUGGUGGGUUAUGGCGCUGACGCGGUGUGCCCUUACCUCGUGUUCGAGACCAUGGCGUCUCUCAGGGAGGAAGGAGUCCUACCUCAGGACCUGGACGAUCACACAAUAUAUAAGAACUACAGCGCUGCCAUGGACCGCGGUCUGUCGAAAGUCAUGGCAAAGAUGGGCAUCUCGACGCUUCAGUCAUACAAAGGCGCCCAAAUCUUUGAAGCCGUUGGCAUCUCGGCUGAGAUCAUUGAUACCUGCUUCAAGGGCACGGCGUCGCGUCUGGGCGGCGUGACGAUGGCUAUGGUGGCAGAGGAGCAGUUCCAGCGACACCUGCUGGCGUACGGCGAGCGCGAGUGCGACACUCUCACGCUUCGCAACCCAGGCUUCCUGCACUGGCGGGCUGGUGGCGAGAAGCACAUGAACGACCCUGACUCUGUGGCCCACCUUCAGGAAGCUUCACGCAGCAACAGUAACAACGAGUACGACAAGUUCCUCGAGCACACGAUGAAGAGCAUCAGGGAGUGCACGCUCAGGGGGCAGCUCGAGCUCAACAAGAUCGCCGCGCCCAUUGACAUCUCUGAGGUUGAGCCAGCGUCUGGGAUCGUGAAGAGGUUCGUGACGGGCGCCAUGAGCUUUGGUUCGAUCUCCAUGGAGGCUCACUCCACUCUCGCCAUCGCCAUGAACCGCGUGGGGGCAAAAUCCAACACCGGGGAAGGAGGCGAAGACCCCGAGCGCUACACUAACCAGGACCCGAACAACAACCGCCGCUCCGCCAUCAAGCAAGUGGCCAGCGGACGCUUCGGAGUCACCGCCGCGUAUCUCGCCAACGCCGACGAACUCCAGAUCAAGAUGGCUCAGGGGGCCAAGCCUGGCGAGGGCGGAGAGCUGCCUGGAUAUAAAGUGUCUGAUGGCAUCGCCAAGACCCGUCAUUCUGUUCCUGGCGUGGGCCUCAUCUCCCCUCCGCCACACCACGACAUCUACAGCAUUGAGGACCUCGCUGAGCUCAUUUACGACCUUAAAUGUUCUAAUCCGAACGCGCGCAUUUCCGUUAAGCUCGUCUCCGAAGUCGGCGUCGGCGUCGUAGCUUCUGGUGUGGCGAAGGGCAAGGCAGAACACAUCACCAUAUCAGGACACGACGGAGGCACGGGAGCCAGCAGCUGGACUGGCAUCAAGAACGCUGGUCUGCCCUGGGAGCUGGGCAUCUCUGAGACCCACCAGACGCUCGUGCUCAAUAAUUUACGCUCGCGAGUCGUGCUCCAGGCUGAUGGUCAAAUCAGGUGCGGCUUCGACGUGGUCGUUGCAGCCAUUCUUGGUGCUGACGAAUUCGGCUUCAGCACCGCACCCCUCAUCGUCAUGGGAUGCACCAUGAUGCGCAAGUGCCAUCUCAACACGUGCCCUGUCGGAGUAGCAACGCAGGACCCAGAACUCAGGAAGAAGUUCGAAGGAAAGCCGGAGCACGUGGUCAACUACUUAUUCUUGCUGGCUGAAGAGGUCCGCAAGCAUAUGGCAUCUUUGGGCAUUCGCAAGUUCCAGGAUCUCAUUGGACGCACAGAUUUGCUCUCCGUACGCAAGUCUUCGAUGGCCAAAGUAAACACAGUCGACUUCUCCGCCAUCCUCAAGAAUGCGCUCACGUUGCGCCCUGGCACAAACAUCGUGGGUGGCUCCGUGGCUCAGGACUUCGAAUUAGAUAAACAUCUUGACAAUAUCCUCAUUGAACGAGCCGCUGGCGUAAUUGAAGGAACCGAAAAAUCGGUCGAUAUCAAAUUGGACAUUCACAAUGAGUGCCGCGCAGUUGGAGCCACUCUCUCGUACCGCAUUGCUUUGAAGUAUGGCGAUGCAGGGCUGCCUGAAGGGAGCAGCAUCAACAUUUCCAUGAAAGGCUCAGCCGGUCAGAGCUUCUGUAACUUUCUCUCUAGGGGCGUGCAUGUCACUUUGGAGGGCGAUUCCAAUGAUUACGUCGGAAAAGGUUUGUCCGGAGGUGAGGUUGUCAUUUUCCCUGAGAAAGAUCUUCCUGAAAACUUCAAAUCGGACGCGAACGUAAUCGUCGGAAAUGUGUGCUUAUACGGCGCCACGAGUGGUCAAGCUUUCUUCCGCGGGAUCGCAGCUGAAAGGUUUGCUGUGAGGAACUCGGGUGCUGUGGCUGUUGUUGAGGGUGUUGGCGACCACGGUUGUGAGUACAUGACCGGGGGCGUUGUGGUUAUUCUUGGAAUAACGGGACGAAACUUUGCUGCUGGUAUGUCUGGUGGCAUUGCUUACGUAUACGACAAAAACUUGGAGAAAAAGUGCAACACAUCAAUGGUUGAACUUCUACCACUGGAGAAGGAAGAAGAUCUCGCAUAUGUUGCGAACUUACUAAAGCUUUUCGUCGAGAAGACUGGAUCUAUUGUGGCCGAAGACAUCCUAUCAGACUGGCCUGCGAAAGCUUCCAACUUCGUGAAGGUGUUCCCCUAUGAGUAUCAGAGAGCUCUUCGUCAGAUUGCUGAACGUGAAGCUCUGAAAGAAGAAGAAAAGCUGCCUGUUAAGGAACCUGCCAAGAAUGAGCCCGUCGUUCAAGACAUAGAAGACACAAUUGCCGACUCCCAGCAGAUGGACAAGAGCAAGGCUGAGCGUAUCUUGGACAAGACACGAGGUUUCAUGAAGUACAAACGUCAGACAAAGACGUACAGAGAUGCAGAUGCACGCCAAAAAGACUGGGACGAAAUCUACAACCAUGAGAAUGUACGCAAAGGUCUGAAAACACAGGCUGCUCGAUGCAUGGACUGUGGAGUUCCUUUCUGCCAGUCUUCUCAUGGAUGUCCGCUCGGUAACAUCAUCCCUAAAUGGAACGAUCUAAUCUUCAAUGACAACUGGAAGGAAGCGCUGCAGCAGCUGCUGCAAACAAACAACUUCCCUGAAUUUACUGGCCGUGUUUGUCCUGCACCUUGUGAGGGCUCUUGUGUUCUUGGCAUCAACGAACUGCCAGUGACCAUCAAGAACAUCGAAGUGUCCAUCAUCGACCAUGCGUUUGAGCAAGGCUGGAUCAAGCCCGAAGUACCUCUGAGUCGCACGGGCAAGAAAGUUGCUGUUGUUGGAUCGGGUCCGGCAGGCCUUGCAGCCGCCCAUCAGCUCAACAAAGCUGGCCACAGUGUAACGGUGCUGGAGCGCAACGACCGAAUUGGCGGUCUGCUGCAGUACGGCAUUCCCACCAUGAAACUCAGCAAGGAAGUCGUCCAGCGGCGCGUGCAGCUGCUUGCUGCCGAAGGAGUGGAGUUCAAGACCAAUGCUUACGUGGGCAAGGACAUUUCUGCCAAAGAGCUGCGGGACUCGCACGACGCGGUGGUAUUGUGCAUGGGCGCUACUUGGCCACGAGACCUGCCCAUCGCAGGACGGUCUCUCAAUGGGAUUGAGUUUGCUAUGACAUUCCUGGAGACGUGGCAGAAGAAACAAAUGGGAAACGUCUUGGAUACAGAGCGGGUCACCGCCAGGGACAAGAAUGUCAUUGUUAUUGGUGGUGGUGACACAGGCUGUGACUGCAUUGCUACCUCACUUCGACAGGGAGCCAAGAGCAUCACCACCUUCGAGAUCCUGCCUCAGCCUCCGCCAUCCCGCGGCCGCGACAACCCCUGGCCCACCUACCCACGGGUCUUCAAGGUGGACUACGGCCACGAGGAGGUCCAACUCAAGUUCGGCCGCGACCCUCGCCAGUACAGCACCCUCACCAAGGAAUUUUUGGACGAUGGAGCUGGUAACGUGAAGGGCGUCAAAACGGUGCAGGUCGAGUGGACCAAGGACGAUGCCGGGCGCUGGAAGAUGGACGAAAUUGCUGGUACCGAGAAGGUGUACGAUGCAGAUCUGAUAUUGUUGGCCAUGGGCUUCCUGGGCCCUGAGAAGGACAUCAUCGGAGAGCUGGAGCUGGACCAGGACCCGCGCUCCAACAUCAAGACCCCUGCUGGCAAAUACGCUACGUCGGUCAGCAAAGUUUUCGCAGCAGGAGACUGCCGAAGAGGCCAGUCCCUGGUGGUGUGGGCGAUAUCCGAGGGCCGGCAGGCCGCCCGCGAGGUGGACGCGUUCCUCAUGCAGGGGAGGUCGUCGCUGUCCACCGUCGGUGGUCUCGUGGUCCUGCAGCAGCAGGGUUAAUUUCAGCGUCUAAAAACGACCACGUCCUUGCUCGUCAUAUCGAGCGUCGUCGUCAAAUGACGGAACACUGAUCUGCUCUCGUCUGAGCAUCGUCGGCUGGAGUGAGUUACAAGAUGGCAACUUACUGUUCUUGUUGUGUUAUGUGGCAGUUUGGAUAUGAAGACGUUUACAUUUCAAGUGUCUGGUGGACUCUCUGAAGCGUCUCUGUUGUUGUGAUGCUGAAAUCUUUAGCAUAAUUGGUUGGCAAUCUUGAUACAAUUCAUGCAAUAUCCUCUUCCAUAAUUUUACUGAUAAAUUUCUUGUAGAUGUUCUUGCACAAGCAUUUUAUUCAUCAUCAAAACUGGGCAGCAUAGUAAGUAAAUAUUCAGCUCGGUCUUGGCUACUAGAGUCGAGUAUCUUUUGAAUUUUCCAUAAUUAUCGGCCAUUUGUGCGUCUGGAAGAAGACUUAUGCUCGUGUAAGAGCGGCAAUAAGUGAGAGGCUCGUACGUGUGUUGGAUCGUGCAAUAUAUUCUGUGGCUUAUUAGUGUGUUCCGAGCUCAUGAGGGUGAAAAUAGUUUCUUGAGCGUUUUACAUUCAUAAGUGAAAGCAGAUGCUUUAACGAGAUGAGCAAUAUACGGUGAAACUCUUCGUCAUAGAAUAUAUCGAAUUUAAAUAGAUCAAAUGUUCUUAGGGUGAAGUCGUUGCGUGAUAUUGAUCCUGAAUAGAGCCUCCCUCCAGCUACUUGCUGUGUCUUAGGUUAAGAGUUUGAUGUCAUCCACGGUGUACUCACAACGCUGACUACAUUAAAUUAUACCUCACGACGCCUUACAUGCACGCUAGCAUUUUAUGUUCAUUAUGAGGGCAAGGUUCCCUGUGGUGGACGGUAAAAUUGACAGCUUUAAAUUAUAUUUUUGUUGCAAUAUUUGCAACUUUAAAGUCUGAUCUUUCUCAACUUUGCGCUCUAUGUUAUCUGUGUUGGAAAGUUUAAAGCUGCAACUGAAUUUUUGCCUCAUCGAAGACUUCAUCAGUAUUGCACCGUCAGUAUUGCAGUUUUUAUUGCACCACUGACGGUACUGUAAGUUGAUUAUGUUUUCAAUGAUGUUAAUGAUAUUCCUGUAGUGAUGUUUGUACUGCCACAAUUGUAGUAUCAAUGCAUGGUCAUCUAAAUGCAUGUACAAGGAAAUAGAUACAUGAAGAAACGCCCAUGUCAUGUCUGAGAUUAAUGAUAAUUUCCUUAAUUGCUGUACUUAUUUUUAAUAUUUGUAAAUAGUAUCUUUUGCCAUUUACUUUCUUGCUUGAAUAAUUUCAUUCAAUAAAUGUAUCCUCACCUUUUUAUGCUUUUAUUUGUUGACCUUAUACAUUUAUUCCGUAGAUUUAGACUGAAAAUGCGACCGGACUUGCACCUUGGCCCCUCCGUAUCUGACUUCGAUCUCGUAUUUUCACAUUUAAUGUGAUUUCUAUUUGUGUUUGGUUGUGUUGCUAUCUAGUCAGUAGAAAUUUUACUCUUUUUUGCAUCGCUUCUACUGCAAUAUUAUAGUGGAAAAUAUUUUUGUUAAAGUUGUAAAGUAGUUUCUGAAUCCUUGCUGCCGAAAUCCACUUCCAGAAUGCAAUCGGCACGGUGAAUGCCGAACACACUAAAGUGAAUCAUUGAAUUCACGUUCAUCGCUAUUUUUUGAACAUCAUUACUCUGGACGCUUUUAACUUCUUUGUGCACGCAUUCCUCAAAGCUCCUUGUUUGAAGUGCAUGUGUGAGCCGCAUAAACGAGCCUGUCUGCUGUCCCUGUGAGGUAUUUCUGGGCGAAUUGUUGCUGGUGCGCCACCGCUACCGUAAACAGCCUUUGAUUUACUGCCCUUCCUUAAGGUUUCAUCAUAACUCUGACUUUAUGAGAGAAACUCCCGUAAGUCGCAAAAUCAUUCACUGCUGUUUCUGUGUCAAUAUGAAUCCUUUCCCUAAUGCUUUUUGCAUUUGUUUGUAGAAUGUAAUCAUUCAUAUAAUUUUGACUGAGAAGCAUGCAAGAGCGUUUAGCAUACAGGCUGCAAUCGUGAAUAGAAUAGACCAGCUAGCCUUGUAGAUUCGAACAGCCGCUAUUCAAUUAAUCAGGCCUUUACGACACUGAAAACUUGUCCUGUUCACGUCGUAGUGAAUCUAAUCCAUCCUGAGUUGCAUCGACGUCUCUACGUAUUAGCUAAUUUACGUGUAUUUAUGAUUGUCAUAAAUUUAGUAUGGGUUUACUAAAUUCGAUUUCCGUAUAGCAGACUAAUUCCUUCCACUAGGUGCCCACUGUAUGAAAAGAACUAUCUAGAUUACUAAAUAAGUUUCAACGUUUAAGCCCUCCUUAGACCUACAAGCGGACAACUGCGGUUGUGUGUUCUGCGACUCUAGGAAAAUUAAAUGUUUGAUUAUUUGAUAUUUCAGUACUUCUAGACAAUUGAUUUUCAAACACUUAUUUCUAAUGAAAAAAAUUUUCUGGUUAACGAAAAUCGAUUUUCAUUAACUAAUCGAUUUCGUUUUCUCUAUUUUUUAAUGUUAUAUUUUAGGGGCAUAAGCACAGUCGACUUUAUAUAUGUCAUAUGAUUGAUCCUUGCUCUUUACCAUACAAGGUGAACAAUGUAAGUUAUAGAUUGAGCAGCUACACAGCACACUGUUAAGAACUUGGUCAUGAUUUAAAUUUAAUUUAACAUCUUAUGCUCUACAGCGCAUCAUUUAAUGACCACCCAAAUAAUAGCGUAAGUUAGGAGUGAUUAUGAAGUGACUUGGUUAGUGAACAAUUUAGAAGAUAUUGAGAUGUUGCUCCUAUUGUAGUAGUUGAACGUUCGUAUCUAUAGUGGAAUGUUGCUCUGACUUAGCGCAAAUAAGUGUAGAUUAAGGCUCUGUCCUUGCGACUGUCUUCCAAUAUGUCUUCCUGGGGACUUAGGGUGGCCAGUUCUUUCCUUAAAUCUAUAAUUGAUUUCCCUUCAUUCAAUGCAUUUCUAACCUUCUGUAGUGUUAAGUUCAACUGAGUCACAAGUUCUCUAUAAUGUUCUGAGCUGAGCUGCCUACGUUACGAGAGAGUUGGUAUUGAUGUUGGGGAGGCAUGUUUACCUCCAUCAUGAAUUCACAUAAAUUCAAUGGUAUGGCUUUAGCGACGAGAUUACUUGCAAUGUGCUUUUCAGCUUCCUUUCUCAUUUAUAUUUAUCAUGAAUGACAUUUAUGAUUUCCCGUCUCAUUAAUGAUAGAAGACAAGAUCCACUAUCUAAUUUUUAUGUUUUUUCUUUCUUUUUUUAUCACGUAAUUUUAUUUGAUUCUCGUUAGCAGCAUUUUUUCUAAAGAAACCUUCGUUGUUGGUAUUGGUUAUAUAAGUUAUGUGCUUGCUAAAAGCUUCGUCCCAAUAAACUGAAGCAAGAGCUGGCCACCCUCGUCCCCAUGGCGGUUGAACGCCUCAACUCUGCCAUCACUUGGUGUGUCUACAAGAGAUUGUGUCUUGGAUGUUUCUGAGGCUUUCCAACCAUCACGUGCGUUGGGUUAAAUGUUAGUCCUCUAUGUGAUUGAAACGUGAAUGUGUGAUGCUAAUAGAGGAUACUAUUCCUCGUCUUAACGUUACCUAGAUUAGCUAGCGAGCCAGUAUUCAUAUCAGAUUAACAGUAUUAAACUCAUGUCGUUCAAGUUAUUACUGUGGUUUUAUCAUGAAAUGAUAUGGCUUAGUAUGAAGGAUUAUUGUUAUUAUGUAAGGUAAGACACAAUGUAACGACAAAAUCAGUCGAUCUUUCUGCGAGAAUGAACCGUAUUCAAUUAAUUGCCCAUCAGUUUAGCAAUUUGUAUUAAAGGCUACGAAGUACGUUAUUGCCGUAAAGUAUUUGCGUCCUUAGCAUCUAGACUAGUGAGUUCCACUAUCAUAACCUACGCGUAUCUAUUAAAAAAUUCGUUCUAGCCUAUUUUAAUCCGGAGAAAUGAAUUUUCCCACUAGAUUGAGGAUGUCUCUUAGCCCAUGUAUUCAACAGAGUUUACCGAUAAUUGAAGUGACGGAGGGUUGUAAGGGGGUUGCUGAACUGUGUGCUCCAGGUUAUAUGGGUUAUAUACUAUUGGUUGAAUAGGAGACAUUAUUUAUGCUUUCUUAACUUAUUAUUAUAUGUAAUUCGUCUACCGACUGAAUGAAGCCUGUAUGCUCAAUGCUACGCUGUGUUCGACGCGUGUUCUUUCAGCACAACUUCUUUAACAUGCGUCGAUCUGAGUCUGUUAAUGAACCUUGCAAUGCUCGCAAGGCAUUGCUUGUUCUUUUCAAGAGUCUUUUCUCGUCAAAUUACAGCCGUGCAUUUUAAAACUCAUUUUUGUUCACUCAAUUGUUUGAUAUUUUUCUUAUCUUAUUUGCACCUGCACUCAACAUGCAUUUUUACUCUUUCAUACGUCUCGUAUAACCUUAUCUCGAGCAUGCAUUUUUACUAUGCAUCAACGAGGGCCAAUUUAAUGCCGUUCUCAAUUCAAAUCUCAAUAUCUAAUUGAAGUUGUAAAGUUACGAUGAGGUCAAGCUGUGACCUAUUUUACCUAACAAAAUACUGCUGCUAUAUUCUAUCUAACCACUCCGACAAAGAGUUGUAAACUUUGAUUAAAAUAUCAGAUAGUUGUCUCCAUCUUCGAUUGCAAUUACAAAGACCAAGAGGAAAAAUUCAUAAAUUCGUAAUAUUAAAAGUUGAGCUUCACAGAGUCAAGACAACCAUUUGACUGAAUGAUCUACUGACCAUGUCUUUCCACACAAUAUGUACGCGUUGGAUGAUAUGCAUCAUUCUUCGGUCACCAUGACGGCAACAGAUCAACAAAAUGAUGAUUGUUUGAUGGCAUGGUUGAACUAUUAUAUAUAGUUUAACCAUGGCUUGUUGGUACUCUCAUAACUUAUGAUCUUCACGUAAUAAAUGCGUAAUAAUAAUUCCAAUCACUAACUCCACUCUGCCGCAAUUUCAUUGCAUUAUUUAGCUAUUUUUCUUCAAUUAUUCCGCAUGUUUUUAAUCUUAUAUUUAUAGAUAUCUUACUUGUAGUCAUCAUUAUUAGGCCUGCAGUUCUGCAAGUAGCGUAAGAAGGGGAAAGUACGUCUUCAAAUUUUCAAUCCAUUCGCCGAUAACACCGAGGGUUCUUGAGAUACACUUAUGGGUUUUAGCCUCCAAAUAUGAAUCCUACUAUUGAGUUGAAUAUUAUUGAAUUUUCUAUAUUAAAGUGAUGAAUAUUGAUAUAAAUAAAAUUGUAAUUUCGACUGAGGUGCAUGUGCGUGGGAUUUUUGGCCUUAAUUCAACGAUCACUUCCUGAGGACCAGAACAAUGGCCGGUCGAUGCUUUGGGCAAAUUGUUUCAGUAGUCGUAGUAAAGGAGUGUAAAACUAUAUCUAGUGUUUAAAAUUCGAUGUAAAAAUAAAUAAAUAGCUGGAU